AUGUCGCAGGGAAAUGUGCUCUCCCAUACGGGUGCACGCUUCAUGCUUCCUGUGGACACCACCCGAGCCAUGCACGAGGAAUACGAGGAGGUUAUCAUUCCACCUGCGAGGCCAGUACCGCCACGAUCCACCGAACGUCUUAUCCCUGUGUCCGAGUUAGAUGAUCUAGCGAAACCCUGUUUUCCGGGCUACCAAACCCUCAACAGGAUACAAAGUAUCGUCUACCCGACAGCGUACGGAUCGAACGAAAAUAUGCUCGUCUGCGCCCCUACUGGUGCAGGAAAAACUGACGUCGCGAUGCUUACUGUGCUCCGAGUCCUCGACCAGCACAGGUCGGGCGCAAAAGGCGCACCCCUGCGCUCCACAAUCGACCGCGCGAAGUUCAAGAUUAUUUACGUGGCACCGAUGAAGGCGCUCGCUGCGGAGAUCGUGCGCAAGCUGGGGAAGAGGCUGCAGUGGCUGGGAAUCUCGGUUCGAGAGUUGACGGGUGAUAUGCAGCUUACGAAGGCGGAGAUUGCGGACACGCAGAUCAUCGUCACGACCCCGGAGAAGUGGGACGUUGUAACUCGCAAACCCACAGGAGAGGGUGAGCUAGCGUCGCUCCUGAAGUUGUUGAUCAUCGAUGAGGUUCACUUGCUGAACGAUGAGCGAGGCGCUGUCAUCGAGACUAUCGUCGCUCGAACACUCCGGCAGGUUGAGUCCAGCCAGUCCGUCAUCCGCAUCGUCGGUCUCAGCGCUACAUUGCCGAACUAUGUCGACGUAGCCGAGUUCCUUAGCGUUUCCAAGUACAAAGGUCUUUUCUACUUCGACUCCUCCUUCCGUCCAGUCCCUUUGGAACAGCACUUCCUCGGCAUCAAGGGCAAGCCCAACUCCCCGCAGUCGCGCAAGAACCUCGACACCGUCGCCUUCAAGAAGGUCUCCGAGCUUGUCGCGCAGGGUCAUCAAGUCAUGGUUUUUGUUCACUCUCGCAAGGACACGGUCAAGACGGGCAUGAUGCUUUCAGAGGCUGCCUUGAAGGAAGGCGUUAGCGACGACUUCCUGUGCACGGAGCACCCGAUGUAUGGACGGUUCCGCCAGGAGAUUGGCGGGUCGAGGAAUAAGGAGAUGAAGCAGCUGUUUGACAGCGGGUUUGGUAUACAUCACGCGGGUAUGUUGAGGUCGGACAGGAAUAUGAUGGAGAGGAUGUUCGAAGCUCGUGCAAUCAAGGUACUUUGCUGUACGGCUACUCUUGCCUGGGGUGUCAACUUGCCGGCGCAUGCAGUCUUCAUCAAGGGCACACAGGUCUACGACAGCUCCCGCGGCGCCUUCGUCGACCUCUCUGUCCUCGACGUGCUCCAAGUCUUCGGUCGCGCCGGCCGUCCCGGCCUCGAAACCAGUGGUGAAGGAUACAUCGCCACCACCGACGACAAGCUUCAGCACUACCUCGAGGCCGUCACGUCCCAGCUGACCACUCGUCGUGCUAGGUUUCAGAAAGGGAUCGUGGAUUCGCUCAAUGCAGAAAUUGCGCUGGGAACGGUGGCCAAUGUGCGCGACGCGGUGCAGUGGAUGGGAUACACCUAUUUGCAUGUGCGGAUGCAGAAGAAUCCCUUCGUUUAUGGCAUUCCCGGCGACGUGCUUGCGGACGACCCCUCGCUCAGCAACAAGCGUGGAGAGCUAGUCACAGCCGCGGCGCAGAAGUUGGCGAAUGCACGCAUGAUCGCCUUCGACCGCACCACCGGUGGGUUUACCAUCACUGACCUGGGUCGCAUUGCUGCGAAGUACUACAUUCGCCACGCCUCCAUCGAGAUUUUCAACAAGGAGUUCAAGACUAAGAUGUCUGAAGCCGACGUUCUCGUCAUGCUCAGCAAGAGUACCGAGUUCGAACAAGUCCAGUCGCGAGAGACUGAAAUCCCAGAGCUCGUCUCCUUCAAGGACCUCAUCCCCUGCGACGUUCCAGGACUUAUCACCAUAACUACCCAGGACAAAGUCAACAUCCUUCUCCAGGGAUACAUCUCGCGGCUGCCUCUCGACGACUUCGCCCUCAUCUCUGACUCCGCGUAUGUUGCGCAAAACGCCGGACGUAUUGUCCGCGCACUGCUGGAAAUUGCAGUCAGCCGGAAGUGGGCGACCGUUUCUGCGGUGCUGAUGGGUCUAAGCAAAGCCGUGGAGAAGCGAUUAUGGCCCUUCGACCAGCCGCUAAAGCAGUUCGAUCUCAAGCGGGAUGUACUGCACAACCUCGAGCGAUGGGCCGACGCCUAUGCACCUGCUGACUUCGUUGAGAUGACCGCGAAGGAGAUUGGCGAACUCGUACACCUGAACGAAAUCCACGGCAACGCAAUCCUCAACGCCGCACGCCAAUUCCCCACCGCCUCCAUCACCUACGAUCUCAAGCCUCUCGGCGUCGACGUCCUCCGAAUCGCUGUGCGCGUCAAGCGCGCCUUCGACUGGAAUGCACGCCUACACGGAUCCAUCGAGCCCUUCUGGCUGUGGGUCGAGGACCAUAAUGGAGAAACCAUCUUCCAGAUCUGGCACCUCGCCUUCCGGCAAACGACAGACGUGCUGAACGUCGAGUUUGUGAUCGCUAUUCCGGACGGGCUGCCUCCGCCCUCAGUGACAAUCCGGUUCGUGUCUGAUAGGUGGAUCGGGGCAGAGGAGGAGAUCCUGGUACCCUUCGACGACUUGGUGAUGCCAUUCCCUACCGGGAGCCAUACGCAGCUGUUGCCGCUGCCGUACUUGCCGCUGAAAGUGGCCAGGCAGCCGCGAGUGGAGGAGCUGUUCGCGCACCAUAUCCACCAGUUCAAUGCGAUUCAGUCGCAAGUAUUGUGGAGCUUGCUGAACACCAAGUGGCACUCGCUGCUCUGCGCGCCGACGGCUGCUGGGAAGUCGACGAUGGCGUACAUUCUAGCACUGACUGCUGCGACUGCGAAGCCGGAUGCCUGGGUCCUCAUCGUUGCGCCCAAGAAAAGCAUCGCCGCUGAGAUUACCGCAGAACUAAAGGAACGAAGCCAAGUUCUUGGCGUGUCUGUAGAGUCGUACGCUGGGAUGAACGUCCUCGCACGACCUCAGAAACCGACCAUCAAGGUGGUGCUUGCACGGGAGCUACUCAUGGCGAUGAGGCGCCACGAUGCGCGAUCUCCGCUCACUGGACUUGACCUCGUCAUCUGCGAAGGCCUGGAGCUACUUGACGCCUCAUACGAACUCGGCAUCUCCCUCCUCAGGCAUGCCACGCAGACCGUCCCGACGCGGUACGUUGGAUUGUCGGGGUCGCUCAACGACCCAGGCGACCUGGCUGCUUGGCUGGAUGCGGACCCAGCCGGUGUUCACAGCUUCCGUCCCUCUGACCGCGACCAGCCGUUGUCGGUUCACGCACAGACGUUUACCAUCCCGCCUUCCGCUGCCUUAUUCAAGGCGAUGGCCAAGCCGGCAUUUGACGCCAUCGAGUCUGCACCAGGUGAAGCUGCCAUCGUCUUCGUGCCCUCGCGCGCACAGAUGCGGCCCGUCGCGCAGGAUCUCAUCACGUACGCGGCGCUUGCGAAGGAGACGGACCGCGGGUUCCUGCCUCUGGACGUGUCACAAGAGGUCCUUGAGGAUCGACUCGCCCGCUUCCAUGACCAUACGCUGGCGGAUUUCAUCAGUCGCGGUGUCGGAUUCUUCCAUGACGGUGUGCAUCGGAUAGACCGGGUGCUGAUGCUCGAGCUCUUUGCGGAAGGUGUGUUGCGGGUGUUGCUGGUGCCGCGCGAGGCGGCGUGGGCACUGCCUGUGCGAGCGGGGAGCGUGCUUGUGCUCGGGACGCAGUAUGCACGCGCGGAUGGGGGUGGACUAGCGGAUUACGCGCUGCCAGAGCUGGUCCGGAUGCAGGGGCGAGCCGUACGACACCGAGGGUCCGGGAAAUUCCAUCUCUUCUGCGCGUCGGAGGCGAAAGACACCAUCUUGCGCUUCCUUGGUGAUGGUCUGCCUUUGGAAUCGGAACUUUUGGACCAGCGACUCCUGCAAGACUGGUACAACGAACGGCGUUCGCGGGGUGACUUGCCAGAGAAGCAGCACAUUGUCGAUGCGCUGUCUUUCACAUUCCUGGCAAGGAGGGUAGCGACAAAUCCGGUGUACUAUGGAGGAGCACCAAACAAGCGAGAUUCCAAUCUGUCGCGGAUUGCGGAUAGCUUAGUGGACACGUACUUCGAGGAGCGUAGAGGAGAGGCAAGUGCGGAUGGACCUCGGAACGAGCAAGGAUAG
Messenger RNA from Schizophyllum commune H4-8, 4209 nucleotides. RefSeq names its product Sec63-domain-containing protein. Gene Ontology annotation, molecular function: nucleic acid binding; ATP binding. The transcript is spliced from 16 exons. NCBI's taxonomy places the organism in Eukaryota, Fungi, Basidiomycota, Agaricomycetes, Agaricales, Schizophyllaceae. The record is from RefSeq and is a predicted model, not a curated record. The coding region runs from base 1 to 4209 and encodes 1402 amino acids.